Messenger RNA from Didymodactylos carnosus, 597 nucleotides. The record is from the annotation of a GenBank genome assembly. Lineage: Eukaryota; Metazoa; Rotifera; Eurotatoria; Philodinida; Philodinidae.
AUGAGUAAUUCGCACACUUCAUCUCCCUCUCAUUUGAAUAAUGUUGUCGGCGACACUUUGAUCACGCGUGCUGUUGAUAAUACUCAAGUGCCUAUUAAUACCAUUUAUGAAAACCAACCGGCCGUUAUUAUAUUUUUUCGAAGGUUUGGCUGUCAAUUGUGUCGAUCAUAUGCAUUAAAAUUAAGUAACGAAUUGAUGCCGACAUUGAAAGCAAAUAAUGUUGCGUUCGUUGGUAUUGGUUUAGAAAAGUUUGGUCUCGAAGAAUUUAUGAAAGAGGGAUAUUUUAAAGGAGAUUUGUAUGUUGAUGAGGGCAAAAAAGCUUAUAAACAAUUAGGAUUCACAGAUUUGGGAUGGUUUCGGGGUAUAACUACUCUGUUUACAAAAUCGACACGAGAUUGGAAUGCAGAAACCACUAAAAUGGGUGUAGGGGGCAACUUGAAAGGUGACGGUUUUCAAUUAGGUGGCACUUAUAUUGUUGGUCGUAAAACUGGCGAAGUAUGGCUGUCACAUCCACAGAAAGAUUAUGGUGAUCAUCCAGAAGUAUCACAAAUGUUGGAUAUUUUGAAAGAAAAAUUACCGAGUUUCAAAUCUGUCUAG